UGAAGUGACACUCUCUCCCCUGGAGGGAUAUCGUGUGCUAGGGAAGUCUUCAUGCGGCCAUGUUCGUGCAUGGACCUCACAUUAAUCGUGUGGAUGAUGACUCGAGUUCAGGUUCAGAUAACGAAGAGGAUGCUGGAGACAUUGUGCAGAGGCGCAGGGAGGAGUGUGAGCGCAAGGCGCGUCGUGGAGAGAUGGACCCGCGUCUUGAGUUCACCUUCCAACUUCUCGUUGACGCUACGGGUCUCUCGAGAGGGGAACUUAUGGACUGCAUUUUCGAAGGCAAUAUGCUAGAUGAAGUCAAUCAAUUAUUUCUUCCAUACAUGCGUAACAAGCUUCUGUGGUUUUACCAGGAAGUGGAGGAUGCAGAGCCAUUACUCCCUAUUGAAACUAUUAAACCCAGCACAAGUCGUGGAGGACAGGUAGUGGUGUCCAAGGUGUCUGGUCAGCGUAGUGGUCCACCCAGAAAGAAGUUGUUCUUGACAGAUGGAUGGCAGGUGCCAUUAGCAGGGAUCUGCAUAUACAUGUUCCGUCUCAACACUGGCAAGCAACUACCAGAAGAAGGCUUCCACAAGGAUUUAUUUUGUGGAGUUGUGGAUGGUGAACAUGUGGGAUUGGUGGCGUCUAUUGAACGUACUAUGGAGUUUGUUUUCAUGGAAGCAUUGGCUUUCCCAGCUCCUGAUACAGAAGAUGAUAAUGGGAACUAUCCCACAGUUAAGAAUCAGCUGCUUCCCGGCCUUCGUUCCUUUUGCAGUGCUCUGAGAGUAUGUGAAGAAGUGUGUGGUAAGCCAAACUUGUUUGAUGAUCAGCUAUAUAUUAUGGCAGAUAUGAAAUCCAUGGAUGAUGUUCGGGAGCUGAUAAAAAAACAAGAGGAAGUAACAGGACUGGAGGAGCGUGUAAAAGCUUGGAUGAAGAAAGUCCAAGAGGUGCUGGUAGAGAGUGAGCACUUGCGUAAAGAGAAUGAUUUAAGUGGUCCUCAAGAUGAGUUGGAGUAUUGGAAGAGACGAGGAGCCCAGUUUUCGCAGAUUGUUACACAUCUUCAGGGUCAUGAGGUACAGAUGACACUAAUGACUCUUCAGUUGACACGUUCUAAGGUGAUAAAACAGUGGCGUGACACAGACCGUAAAAUAACAUUCUGCUACAAUGAAUCACGUGAUAAUGCAAAAUUCAUACAGUCAAUGGAGAAGUGUUGCCAUUCUCUGUAUUUACAUGAUCCUGUUAGAAUGAAAGAUUCAAUCAUGAGUUUGUUGCAAACAGUACGUCUCAUUCAUAGUGUGUCCCAGUUUUACAACACAUCUGAGAGGACAUCGUCUCUAAUGGUUAAGAUCACAAAUCAGAUGAUUGAAACAUGUAAGCUGUACAUCACCUGUCGAGGAAAGGAAACAAUCUGGUCACAAGAUCGUUUGGAGGUUCAGAAGAAACUGCAGGACUGCAUAAAUCUGAACAACAUAUACCACAAAACUUACACUCUAGUAAAAAAUCAGCCCUUUCUUCCUGGGCAGACAUCAUUUGGCUUCUCUGAGAACUAUGUCUUCGGAAAGUUUGAUACUUUCUGUGAUCGUCUGAAUAAGAUCAUUACUAUGUUCAAUCUUGUCAAUGACUACAAUUGCUUAUUUGCUCGCAGAAUGGAAGGUCUUCUUCUUGGAGAAGCCUUGGAAGAAGCAAUCCACACAUUUCAGGAGGCAAAGGCAGGAAUUACAACCAAAACGUAUGAUUGCUUGGACCAACGUGACAUGGAAUUUGAUGCAGACUUUGACAUAUUCCUUGAGAAGACUGACAAGCUAAAAGAGAGCAUAGGAACUCUGAUUGAGGAAAACUUUGCAAGUGUAUGGGAGACUCCCCAGGGCAUACGCUUCCUGACUCGCUUUGAAAAGGUGAGCGAAAAGAUUCCGCUUACAAAGUUGGAUGAGAAGUAUGAUCGAGUGCUAAAAUACUGUGAACAUGAAGUAGAUCACAUUUAUAAACUUUUCCGCAAGCAGAAAGAAGACCCCCCACUCUCUCGAAACUUUCCACCAAUUGCAGGACGCAUAAAAUGGGUGCGCUCACUUCAUAGUCAUCUGGAAGACUUGGUGAAUGAAGCAUCAUCUCACCCAGUGCUGAAAACCCUACCUGCCACUUCAGAACUCCUUCGCCAUUACAGUAUUGUUAACACUGCUCUAGUCAACUAUGAGGCUGACAUGAAAGAAACAUGGAUGAAACAAAAUGUUUGGUUGUUGGAUGAAAGUCUCAACCAGAAGCUGUUAUCUUUGAGUGAAGAAACAGGGUGUCUGAAAGUGAAUUUGGACCAUAAAGUGAAGCUGCUAAUACGUGAAGCUGACUGCUUGGCAAAGAUGGGGGUUCCCAUGCCAGUUGUUACUCGCACAUUACUCUGCAAGAGAGACCACUUUAUACUUGUCAGUGAUUCAUUGCAGGUGUUGCUGAAUCAAUUUCUGGCAACAGUACGUCGUGUGAAACUAGAGGUUCGACCACUCUUCCUUCCCCAUUUGGUACGUUUGUCCUCCAUGCUGUCACCAGGACUUCAUUCCAUCACUUGGACUGAUACAAACUGGAAAUGCUUUUGUCAGAACACCUCCAGCGCAAUAAAGAAUUUUGAUGUUCUAGUCACAAGAGUAAAUGAUGUAUAUUCAAACCGCAUUCUACAAGUUUUGACAAGCAUGCAGAAAGUAACUUUACAGGCUCUUCCAACAGAUGAGCCAUGGACAGUUGAGCAGUUUCUUGACCACACCGAGUACACCUGUCGGCAUGCUGCUAUGGAGCUUAACCGCAAGAGUCUCAUGGUAGAAGAGGCUGUGGAGGAAGUGCUAGAUUUGAUGAAGAAGGCUGCACAGGAAUUUAAGGCUAAUUCAGGUGUGGAUGAAUUUGAUUUCUGUAUGGAAGAAGAGGUGAGUGGAGGAAAGAAUGGAAGUCAGGCUCAUGGAAAUGGCACUGUGGCUGAUGGAUCAGCAGUGUCACAGCAGCAGCAGGACUGGAGCAUAGUUUGGGAAUACUUUGAUAAUCCUCAUAAACUGCUAGCUCCAUCUGGGGGUGGAGUAUCAAAGGUCAUGCAAGAUAUGGUGCGCAAUGCUGUAGCAGAAAUGAGACGCUAUUACAGCCGCAAAAUAGUAGAUGUUCUCAUUAAAGUCACACGUCACUCUCUUGAUUGCCUUCGGAAGCGCUUCAGCUCUGAUUCAGAGUCUGCAGAGGUACUGAAUGCCUGUCCAGUUUUCCUGCUGCAUGCCACACUUAUGAUACCCAGAGUGGUAGUGAGACCUAGUCUGGAGGAUGUGCAAGAGGCAUUGGUAGCUGCUGGGAAGUUCAUUACCAAUGUGUCAAAGGGAGUGGGGCAGUGGACUGGUGGCAAGGGCCCACAGGGCCCUGUGCAUGGUAAAGAAGACCCCAAGGCAAGACGACGACGUCUGUACCGAUUGGCAUCUGAAGAGCGUCCCGUAUUCCCUACUCAACAGAGAAACUUCUACAAUCAUGUGAUGGAAAACAAGGAGAUUGUCAAGAUGCUUUCUCUGCUGUCAACAUGCACACAGGAUGUUAAGCUGGAGUUGGGAGAAUUUCUAAAGCGUUGGGCACCAUAUAAGUUUCUAUGGAAAAACAAUGAGCAAAGCAAGAGGGAGAUGUUAAAUGCAAGUCUGAAUGAGUUUGAAAGCUGGUUGCAUCGCCAUUGUGAACUAGAAUCUCAGCUUGCUACUGAACCUGAUCAGCAUCUCUUUGGCAGUCGCCUUGUUGUCUCUGCAGAACGUCUCAAGUUUGGACUACUGACAGAAAUCAAAACAUGCACCCAUCGCAUUGGUCAGGUGUUGAAGAAGAAGUAUCGCCGUGAGAUGGAUUAUGUGUAUGCUGUAAUAAAUGAAAUGGAUCGUAAACUUGAGCGCCCAGUCAGGGAUCUGGAUGAUGUACGAAUGGUGAUGGAUACAUUGAAGAAGAUACGGGAGCAGGAAGUAGAUAUGGAACUGAAGAUAGAUCCUAUUGAGGAGGCUUUCAAUGUUGUGGCAAGAUAUGAGUUGCCAGUGGACAGGGAAGAGUUGGAGCAAGUGGACAACUUGCGCUACACAUGGCAGCAGUUGAUAGCUCGAGCUAUGGAAACAAAUUGUUUGUUGCUGUCCCUGCAGCCACACUUUGCAGAUGAUCUACACCGUAACUUGGAAAGUUUCCACCACGAUACUAUUCGGUACUGUCAUGAUUAUCGUACUUCUGGCCCAAUGAUGCCUGGUCUUACUCCACGUGAGGCCUCUGAUAGACUCUUGCUCUUCCAGAACCAGUUUGAUGGCAUGUGGCGCAAACUGCAGACAUACCAGAGUGGGGAAGAACUAUUUGGAAUGCCCCAAACUGACUACCCCGAACUAGGUACAAUUCGCAAGGAACUUAAUCUACUUCAGAAAUUAUACAAACUCUACAAUGAUGUCAUUGACCGUGUGAGCAGUUACUAUGAUAUUCCUUGGGGUGAGGUCAACAUUGAAGAAAUAAACAAUGAACUCAUGGAGUUCCAAAAUAGGUGUCGAAAGCUACCAAAAGCUUUAAAAGAAUGGCCAGCAUUCCAUGCUCUGAAGCGAACAGUGGAUGACUUCAAUGAUAUGUGUCCAUUGUUGGAACUUAUGUCUAACAAAGCAAUGAAACCACGCCAUUGGCAGCGCAUCAUGGAGGUGCUGAAGCAUAACUUUGAUUUAGAAAGUGAAAACUUCUGUCUGAAGAACAUACUUGAAGCUCCAUUGCUCAAACACAAAGAAGAUAUUGAGGACAUAUGUAUCUCAGCCAUGAAAGAGAAGGACAUUGAAGCUAAACUGAGACAAGUGACCAAUGAAUGGACAGUACAUGAAUUGACAUUCCAAACAUUUAAUAACCGUGGAGAACUGCUCCUUAGAGGUGAUACCACUGCUGAGACUAUUGGUCAGCUGGAAGAUAGUCUUAUGAUACUUGGUUCACUCAUGUCAAACAGGUACAAUCCACCUUUCCGCAAACAGAUCCAGCAAUGGGUAACAGACUUGGGAAAUACCAAUGAGAUUUUGGAGCGUUGGCUUCUUGUGCAGAAUCUGUGGGUAUAUUUGGAAGCAGUAUUUGUGGGUGGUGACAUUGCCAAACAGCUUCCCAAGGAGGCAAAGAGAUUUAGCAAGAUUGACAAAUCAUGGCAGAAGAUUAUGCAGCGAGCCCAUGAAACACCAGGUGUUGUAUCUUGCUGUGUUGGUGAUGAUUUAUUGAAGCAAUUGCUUCCUCAUUUACAAGAACAACUAGAACUGUGUCAGAAGUCUCUCAGUGGAUAUCUUGAGAAAAAGCGCACAAUGUUCCCUAGGUUCUUCUUUGUAUCAGACCCUGCAUUACUGGAAAUAUUAGGUCAGGCUUCAGAUGCCCACACAAUUCAGAACCACUUGUUGUCCAUCUUUGACAAUACUCGCUUCGUCAAGUUCCAUGAUAUUGAGUACAAUAAGAUGACAGCCAUAAUUUCUUCAGAGGGUGAGACUAUUCUGCUGGAGCGGGCAGUGCGUGCUGAGGGCAGUGUGGAGACAUGGCUAACCUCCCUGCUGCAGACGUCUCAACAGUCUCUUCAUGCAAUCAUCAGACAAGCUUUCAUUAUGAUCAACGAUCUCAACUUUAACCUGUUAUUAUUCCUUGAUAAGAUACCGGCUCAGGUUGGCAUUUUGGGCAUUCAGAUGAUCUGGACUCGAGAUGGAGAAGCUGCGCUGAUGCAGGCUCGGGCAGACAAAAAGAUAAUGUUUGAUACCAACAACAAGUUCCUAGAACUCCUCAACACGCUUAUUGACCAGACUACUAGAGACCUCACAAAAAUUGAACGUACCAAAUUUGAAACUCUCAUCACCAUUCAUGUACACCAAAGGGAUAUUUUUGAUAUACUGGUCCGAUUGAAUGUCCGAUCAGUAAAUGACUUUGAAUGGCUAAAACAGUGUCGUUUUUACUUCAAAGAGGACAUAGACAAGACUCUGAUUUCUAUAACAGAUGUGACAUUCACAUAUCAGAAUGAAUACCUUGGUUGUACAGAGCGCCUUGUGAUCACUCCACUUACAGACAGGUGUUAUAUUACUCUUGCACAAGCACUGGCCAUGAGUAUGGGAGGCUCUCCUUGUGGUCCUGCAGGUACAGGAAAAACAGAGACAGUGAAAGAUAUGGGCAAGACUCUAGGAAAAUAUGUUGUGGUAUUCAAUUGUUCAGAUCAGAUGGACUACAGAGGCCUGGGUCGUAUUUACAAAGGUUUGGCACAGUCAGGUUCAUGGGGCUGUUUUGAUGAGUUCAACCGCAUAGAGCUACCAGUGCUGUCAGUAGCAGCCCAGCAGGUAGCUGUAAUUCUUAAUGCACACAAAGAGAAGAAACAACAGUUUGCCUUCACUGAUGGAGAUGUGAUUGAUAUGUGUCCAGAAUUUGGUAUUUUCAUUACAAUGAAUCCUGGCUAUGCUGGACGAAAAGAGCUACCUGAAAAUUUGAAGAUCCAGUUUCGGACAGUAGCCAUGAUGGUUCCUGAUCGCCAGAUUAUUAUCAGAGUUAAACUUGCAAGCUGUGGAUUUCUGGAGAACAUCACAUUGGCACGCAAGUUCUACACAUUGUACAAGCUUUGUGAAGAGCAGCUCACCAAACAGGUUCAUUACGAUUUUGGCCUGCGGAAUAUCCUGUCUGUGCUGCGGACUUUAGGGGCUGCCAAGAGAGUUAAUUCUAAAGACAGUGAGAGCACAAUUGUGAUGCGAGUUCUUCGUGAUAUGAACCUCUCAAAACUCAUUGAUGAGGAUGAGCCACUUUUCAUGUCACUGGUGUCAGAUCUUUUCCCAAAUCAGGUGCUGGAGAAAACUGCAUAUCCUGAGCUAGAAGCAGCCAUUGAGCAGCAGGUAGAAGAAGCAGGACUUGUAUAUCACCCACCUUGGGUGUUGAAAUUGAUUCAGUUGUAUGAGACGCAGCGUGUACGUCAUGGCAUUAUGACACUAGGUCCAGCUGGUGCAGGAAAGACAACAUGCAUACACACAUUGAUGAAAGCACUUACAGCAUGCGGUGAUUAUCACAGGGAGAUGCGGAUGAACCCAAAAGCCAUUACUGCAUCUCAAAUGUUUGGAAGACUUGAUGUGGCCACUAAUGAUUGGACUGAUGGUAUUUUCUCUGCUCUAUGGAGGAAAACUCUCAAAGUGAAGAAAGGAGAACAUGUCUGGCUAGUGUUGGAUGGGCCUGUGGACAGUAUCUGGAUAGAAAAUCUUAAUUCAGUGUUGGAUGAUAACAAAACUCUGACACUGGCCAAUGGUGACAGGCUUUCCAUGGCGCCUACCUGCAAGAUCAUCUUUGAGCCCCAUAACAUUGACAAUGCUUCUCCAGCAACUGUUUCCAGGAAUGGCAUGGUAUAUAUGAGUUCAUCUGGACUUAAUUGGAAGCCAGUGGUUGGUGCUUGGCUUAAGUCAAGAAGCCCUAGAGAAAAGGAAGUUUUUCAGAAACUUUUCAAUGACUCCUUUAGUGUCAUGUACAGCUGGAGUACACAGAAUCUGUGUUUAACUAUGAAGGUCUUGCAAGCCAACAUUAUAUGUCAGAUGCUGAAACUUCUGGAAGGACUUGUGCCAGUGCAAUCAGCCGAUUUAGAAGAUACUGCAGAAGGGACUGAGAAGGAAGCAGAGCUGGAUGAGGAGGGAGGUGAGGAUGGUCGACAAAGACCAACUCCAGUGCCUCGUCGGCUGAGUGCUCAACACCUCCAUCGACUGUACGUGUUUUCACUGGUUUGGAGCAUUGGGGCUUUCCUUGAUAUUGCCGAUCGCAAGAAGUUCAAUGAUUUCCUUCACGACAAACUAAGCUUUGUGCUUGACUUGCCAGAGACUAACAGGCUACCAGAUGCAGUUGUAUUCGAUUUUGUAGUCAGUCAGCAAGGUCAAUGGGAACAUUGGAAUACAAUGAUGGACACAUAUGUUUAUCCAGAGAAUAGUACACCUGACUAUAGUAGUAUUUUGGUGCCCAUUGUGGACAAUGUAAGGAUCAAUUACUUGAUUAACACAGUUGCAAAGCAGGAACGAGCUGUGUUGUUAAUUGGUGAGCAAGGCUCUGGGAAGACUGUCAUGAUGAAAGCUUACAUGAAGAAGGCCAAUGCUGAGAUUUACAUGGGACGCUCCUUUAACUUCUCAUCUGCUACCAGCCCCCUCCAGUUCCAGAAGACUAUUGAGAGUUACGUUGAAAAGCGCAUGGGAAACACAUUUGGACCACAAAGCGGGAGGAAGAUGAUAGUGUUUAUUGAUGAUGUGAAUCUACCUGAGAUCAAUGAAUGGGGAGACCAGGUGACUAAUGAAAUAGUACGCCAGACUAUGGAUAUGAAGGGGUUCUACAGUCUUGAAAAGCCUGGAGAAUUUACAACAAUUGUUGACGUCCAAUUCAUGGCUGCAAUGGGACAACCAGGGGGUGGGCGCAAUGACAUUCCAGAGCGCCUCAAGCGUCAGUUUUGUAUUUUCAAUUGCACACUUCCUGUUGAUGAAGCCAUUGAUAAGAUCUUUCAUGUGAUUGGGGAGGGUCACUAUAAUGCUAAACGUGGCUUUAACUCUGAAGUUCGAAACCUCGUUAAGAAGAUCAUUCCACUCACUCGUCAGCUAUGGCAUAAAACCCGGGCAUAUCUUCUUCCCACUCCAGCAAAGUUCCACUAUGUAUUCAGUCUGAGAGAUCUGUCCCGUAUAUGGCAAGGCAUGGUGGGUACACUGUCCACUGUAAUUGAGAAUGAAGCUGUCCUCAUGAUGCUCUGGAAGCAUGAGUGCUCUCGGGUUUUUUCUGACAGGUUCACACUUAUGUCAGACAAAGAAUGGUUCGAUAAAGAGUUACUCAAUGUGGUAACUGAGAUUUUGGGUCCAGAGUACUGCAAAAUGGCAGAGCCAAACCAUGUAUUUGUUGAUUUCAUGAGGGAUGCCCCAGAGCCCACAGGAGAAGAGGGAGAAGAUGCUGAUAUGGAGCUGCCCAAAGUAUAUGAGCCAGUUCCAGACUGGAAUGAAUUGAGGGAGCGGAUGGAAAUGUUUCUCUCACAGUUCAAUGAGAUGGUUCGGGGAGCUGGGAUGGACCUUGUCUUCUUCCCAGAUGCCAUGCUGCAUCUUGUGAAGAUAUCCCGAGUGAUUCGCCAUCCAAGAGGAAAUGUAAUGUUAGUAGGUGUUGGGGGCUCUGGAAAACAGUCCCUCACCAAGUUGUCGUCUUUCAUUGCUGGCUACAAGACAUUCCAGAUUACUCUGACACGGUCAUACAAUUCAGCCAACUUUCUGGAAGAUUUGAAGCUGCUUUACCGAAGCUGUGGUAUUCAGGGGAAAGGCACUACUUUCAUAUUUACUGACUUGGACAUAAAGGAAGAAGGAUUUCUUGAAUAUCUCAACAACAUUCUGUCUUCAGGUGUGAUAUCAAACCUGUUCACACGAGAUGAGCAACUGGAAAUUAUCUCAGAGCUGACACCUAUCAUGAAGCGGGAGAACCCAAAGCGUAGCCUGACUCAUGAGCUAGUAAUGGAAUAUUUCCUCACACGCACUUGUAACAACUUGCAUGUUGUUUUCUGUUUCUCCCCAGUGGGUGAGAAAUUCCGUAACCGAGCCAUGAGGUUCCCAGCCCUCAUUUCAGGCUGUACCAUUGACUGGUUCCAGCCAUGGCCAAAGGAUGCAUUGGUGUUGGUGGCAAAACAUUUCUUAGCUGAAUUUGAAAUUGCAUGUGCCCUGAAAGUGAAGAAUGAAUUAGUCUCAGCUCUGGGAAGCAUCCAAGCUGCUGUUGCAUCUGUAUCAGCAGAAUACUUUCAGAGAUUCCGUCGUGCUACUCAUGUAACACCAAAAUCAUACCUCAAUUUUAUUGGUGGAUAUAAAAAUAUAUACCAGCAGAAGCAAAAGGAACUGAAUGAUGGGGCUCAGAGAAUGGACACUGGACUCGCAAAAUUGGAGGAGGCUUCCUGUUCUGUUGAAAUCCUUAAGAAGGAACUGGCAAUUAUGGAACAAGAGCUUGCCCAGGCUUCAGAGAAGGCUGAAAAUGUGCUGAUAGAAGUCACAGAGAGAGCAAUGCAAGCAGAGACAGUGAAAAAUCAAGUGCAGAAAGUAAAAGAAAAGGCAGAAGCAUUGGUAAAAUACAUAUCAGCAGAAAAAGCUCGAGCUGAGCAGAAACUUGAGGCAGCUAAACCAGCUCUGGAAGAAGCAGAAGCUGCUCUGAACACAAUCAAACCAGCACAUAUUGCCACUGUUAGAAAGCUGGGACGUCCACCACAUCUUAUCAUGCGCAUCAUGGACUGUGUGUUGAUUCUGUUUCAACGCAAAUUGCAUGCUGUUAUUGGUGACACAGCAGCUCCAUGCCCCAAGCCAUCUUGGGCUGAAUCUCUCAAGAUGAUGGCAAGUACAACUUUCCUCCUCCAGCUUCAGAACUAUCCUAAAGAUAUCAUCAACAAUGAAAUGGUAGAGCUACUGCAGCCAUACUUUGAGAUGGAGGACUACAACAUGGAUACAGCCAAACAUGUGUGUGGUGAUGUGGCAGGUCUGCUGUCAUGGACAAAAGCUAUGGCUUUCUUUCACAGUGUGAACAAGGAGGUACUUCCUCUUAAGGCUAACCUAACACUUCAAGAGGCUCGUCUGACUGUAGCAAUGGCUGACCUAGCAGCUGCAGAACAAGAAUUGGAGGAACGAGAAAUGGCUCUGCAAGAGGUGAAAGAGCAGUAUGAUGCUGCAGUGUCAGAGAAGCAACGUCUCACAGAUGCAGCCAACAGCUGUCUGCGCAAGAUGACUGCAGCCACUACUCUGAUUAAUGGACUGGGAGGAGAGAAGAUCCGCUGGACACAGAUGAGCCAGCAAUUUAAGGAACAGUUGGGCAGGCUUGUGGGAGAUGUGGUGUUGGCCACAGGUUUCCUGUCCUACUGUGGACCAUACAAUCAAGAAUUUCGUUCUGGUCUUAUUCGUAGCUGGAUGAACAAUCUGAAGAGUCAUGAUAUUCCAUUUACACAUGAUCUAAACAUAAGCAACAUGUUGGUGGACAGUGGAAUGGUAUCAGAAUGGACAUUACAAGGCCUCCCUAAUGAUGAGCUCUCCGUUCAAAAUGCUAUCAUUGUUACAAAAUCGAGUUCAUAUCCUCUGUUGGUGGAUCCACAAACUCAAGGAAAGAUGUGGAUCAAGAACAAAGAAUCCAAUAAUGAGUUGCAGAUCACAUCAUUGAAUCACAAGUAUUUCCGCACACACUUGGAAGAUAGCCUGUCAUUGGGGCGACCUCUGCUUAUAGAGGACGUAGGAGAGGAACUUGAUCCUGUUAUUGACAAUGUUCUUGAAAAGAAUUUUAUCAAGUCUGGUUCAAUUGAGAAGGUUGUAGUUGGGGACAAGGAGUGUGAUGUCAUGCCAGGCUUUAUGCUGUACAUUACAACUAAACUACCAAAUCCUGCCUAUUCACCUGAAAUCAGUGCAAAGACAUCCAUCAUAGAUUUCACAGUUACAAUUCUGGGACUGGAAGAGCAGCUUCUGGGACGUGUGAUCCUGAUGGAGAAAUCAGACCUAGAAGCAGAACGUGUGGCUUUGUUUGAGUCAGUAAUGAAAAAUCAGCGCAGUAUGAAAGAACUUGAGAGCAAUUUACUCUGUCGCUUGACCUCCACACAGGGCUCACUCGUGGAUGAUGAAGCCCUCAUACAUGUACUGCAAGAAACAAAGUUGACAGCUGAGGAAGUAAAUCAGAAACUUAAGGUAUCAGCACAUACAGAACGCAAGAUUAAUGUGGCACGGGAAGAGUUUCGUGCAGUGGCAUCCAGAGGUUCUAUUCUCUAUUUCCUUAUUGUAGAAAUGAGCAAUGUGAAUGUGAUGUAUCAGAAUUCCCUGAAGCAGUUCCUUAACAUUUUUGACAACUCUAUCACAAAGUCUACAAAGAGCUCCGUUACGGAUGAGCGAAUUGCAAACAUUCUCAGCUACCUCACAUAUGAAGUAUGGGCGUUCACACUGCGUAGUUUAUAUGAACGCCAUAAAAUCUUAUUCACCCUUAUGUUGGCCAUGAAAAUUGACUGUCAUAAAGGCCUCAUUUCCCACGAUGAAUUCAGUGCCUUCAUCAAGGGCGGUGCCUCACUGGAUCUGAAUGCUGUUGAACCUAAACCUUUUCGCUGGAUUUUGGAUAUUACCUGGCUUAACCUGGUGGAAAUAAGCAAACUAUCCACUUUCUCAGAUGUUCUCACCAAGAUAGAACAGAAUGAGAAGGACUGGCGAGUAUGGUAUGAAAAAGAACGACCUGAGGAGGAAGUAAUUCCUUGUGGAUACAACUCCUCCCUCGAUGUGUUCCGGAAAUUGCUAUUGAUCCGAUCGUGGAGUCCUGAUCGAACUCUGUCACAAGCUCGCAAAUAUAUCAUGGAAUCACUAGGAUCUGACUAUGGUGAGACCAUCAUUCUUGAUCUUGAUGCGACAUGGGCAGAAUCAGAGCCUCGGACACCCCUUAUUUGCAUCCUCUCAAUUGGAUCUGACCCAUCACCUCAAGUAACAGCACUUGCCAAGCAGAAAGAAAUACCCCUGAAGUCAGUGUCAAUGGGACAGGGUCAGGAGAUGCAUGCACGCCGCCUUAUAGCUGACUCAAUGUCAGGAGGUGGUUGGGUGUUACUGCAGAACAUACACCUAUCACUUCCAUUUUGUAAUGAAGCUAUGGAUGCUCUAGUUGAAACUGAAAAUGUGCAUGACACAUUCCGGCUGUGGAUGACUACAGAAGUUCAUGCACAGUUUCCUAUUGCUCUCUUACAGAUGGCAAUAAAAUUUACAAAUGAGCCACCUCAAGGAAUUCGAGCGAGCUUAAAGCGGACUUACCAGAACAUAACACAGGACACCCUGGACUAUUCAUCUCAGCCACAGUGGCCCCCUCUCCUAUAUGCUGUUGCAUUCCUGCACACUGUAGUUCAGGAGAGACGUAAGUUUGGGCCUCUUGGAUGGAAUGUUUCAUAUGAGUUCAACCAGGCAGACUUUGCAGCAAGUUUCCAGUUUAUACAGAAUCACCUAGAUGACAUGGAUCCAAAGAAGGGUAUCUCUUGGCAAACAGUGUGCUACAUGUUGGGAGAAGUGCAGUAUGGAGGGCGUGUAACUGAUGAUUUUGAUAAGCGCCUGUUGACAACAUUCACACAUGUGUGGUUUUGUGAUGUGCUGCUUCGUCCAGGAUUUGAGUUUUACAAGAACUACAAGGUUCCCAUGAGUAAAAACCUCCAAGACUACAUUGACUACAUCAAUGGUCUGCCUUCAACAGACACACCAGAAGUAUUUGGCCUUCAUACCAAUGCUGAUAUCACAUACCAAAUCAACACAGCUAAGGGUAUCCUAGAUACAAUCCUCAAUGUCCAGCCCAAAGAGGGUGGUGGAGGUGGUGGUGAGACAAGAGAGAGUGUCGUUUAUCGGCUUGCAGAUGAUAUGCUGGAAAAAUUGCCAAAAGAAUACAACAGUUUUGAGGUGAAGGAAGCAUUACAAAGAAUGGGUGCCCUGCUUCCAAUGAACAUCUUUCUUCGCCAAGAAAUUGACCGUAUUCAGCGUGUCAUCAAAGUAGUACACUCAACCCUCUGUGACCUCAAGCUUGCCAUUGAUGGUACCAUUGUUAUGAGCCAGGGCUUGCGAGCAUCUCUGGAUGCAAUGUAUGAUGCCAGAAUACCUGAAUGUUGGCUGAAGGUGUCAUGGGAGUCUGCAACAUUAGGGUUUUGGUACACUGAAUUGUUGGAGCGUGAUGCACAGUUCCGUCACUGGGUAACUAAUGGCCGUCCGAAUGUAUUCUGGAUGACAGGUUUCUUCAACCCACAAGGUUUUCUCACUGCUAUGAGACAGGAGGUGACUAGAGCACAUAAAGGCUGGGCAUUGGACUCUGUGGUGCUCCAGAACCUCAUCACUCGCCACAAUAAAGAAGAUCUGACAGACUCCCCUCCUGAAGGUGUUUAUGUGCAUGGUCUCUUCCUAGAAGGUGCUAGCUUAGACCGGCGCACUGGAAAACUCUUAGAGAGCAAGCCCAAAGUUCUGUAUGAGCAGAUGCCAGUUAUAUAUAUCUAUGCUAUUAACACAACAGCUGGAAAAGACCCCCGGCUCUAUGAAUGCCCUAUCUACCGCAAGCCUCAAAGAACAGAUCAAAAGUAUGUGGGGUCCAUAGACUUUGAGACAGAAAACAAUCCCAGACACUGGACUCUGCGUGGAGUUGCUUUGCUCUGUGAUAUCAAGUAAAUUCAAAUCAGAAGUAAUGGAGGGAUUUCACCAAAGACUCUUUGGCUGUACACUACAGCGCAUCAUGCCAGCACCAUAUUUCACAGAACAGAAGAAUAUUCUUGCUAUAAAAUCAAGAAAAUAUUUUUAGUUUUAUCAAUUAUAUAAUAUAUAAUUUAUUGCUCUCAGAAGAGAACAGUAUUAUCUCAUUUACUGUUUUACCAUAAUUCAAAUAUGAUAAAUGCUUGAUAUGUCAUAGGCUUAUAUUAAUUAUUUUCAUGUAGUAAUAAAUAUAUAUGAAAGAUUAAUGCGGUUAAUCUCUGAUUCCUUGCCUCCAUUCUGCAUUACAGAUUUUGUGAGCAGAAAACUGACUGUGCACUUAUAAAGAAUGUGUAUAAUGUAACAGAUAAUUCUUUCAUAUCUCAAACAGGAAAAUUCCACAGCCUGGUUCUGUGCACACCAACUUUCAGUCUGGCAUGUAGUGUAUAUAUAUUAAUAAUGAUCUACAUAUACAGUUAGCGGCUUCCAUGGUCUAGGGGUAACAUUCCCACCUCAUGACUCAAGGUACGCGGGUUCAAACCCGGCGG
Molecule: messenger RNA, 14656 nt
Organism: Cryptotermes secundus
Lineage: Eukaryota; Metazoa; Arthropoda; Insecta; Blattodea; Kalotermitidae
Gene: Dhc1
Product: dynein heavy chain 5, axonemal
Exons: 76
Coding region: 60-14090 (4676 amino acids)
Biological process (GO): microtubule-based movement
Cellular component (GO): dynein complex
Molecular function (GO): ATP binding; minus-end-directed microtubule motor activity; dynein intermediate chain binding
Source: RefSeq, a predicted model, not a curated record